Sesamum indicum (sesame) is the source of this 3747-nucleotide messenger RNA. Its product is annotated as sister chromatid cohesion protein PDS5 homolog D. Gene Ontology annotation, cellular component: nucleus; chromatin. Gene Ontology annotation, biological process: mitotic sister chromatid cohesion; DNA repair. The record is from RefSeq and is a predicted model, not a curated record. Lineage: Eukaryota; Viridiplantae; Streptophyta; Magnoliopsida; Lamiales; Pedaliaceae.
UUUGGGAAUCCCUGUUAGGGACAUGAAUAAGGCCAUAAAAAAUUUGCUGGGUCUUGGACAUGAGAACAAGCAUAGAUUGCCCAAGAAGCUUUAAUGACCUAGGGAAAUUUGUUACACAGAACGAAAAUUCUAGGGUGAGACACAUUUUGGACCAAAAAAAUUGAUGUUCAUUUGUCCUGAUGUACAGUGAAGAGUAAACGGAACUAUCCCUGACACAGAGGAUGUUGUAUUGAUCUGAUACAAAUGCCACAGGGCUGGCUUUCUCAUCAUGGAUGUGACUUUCAUAUAUGUUACACCAACCAGGCAGAAACAAACUCUAGUGGUGUAUAGUGUUGCACUUGUCAGUUGUAGUUGUCCUAAUUUGGUCAAACAAGUUUGAGCUUCAUUGUUUUCAUUCAAUUUCUAGAAAAAUAAAUUAAUCAAUAAAAGAAGCUAGAACUGAGUUUCCUAUGCCCAAAAGACUGUGGUAUAAGUAUAACCUUGUAUUGUUCACUGCUUGUCACUUUGGCAAUAGACAAAGGCAUUGGCACCUACCUUCGACCCCCACCCUAACUCCCAAAGGACAAACUAAAGAGAAAAAUAGUAUAAUUCAAGAAUGGUUUCAAGGAGAUUACCAUGUGCACUGAUGUACUAAUGAUUCCAAUAAGUUCAUGUGUCAUAUUCAAGGCUAUUUUGUUUCUAGCUUAGGCCAGUUAAGCAACACUUUUGAAUUACAUGAGUGUUGUAUAGGUCCAUUCAACAGAAAAAAAAAAAAAAAAAGAAAGAAAGAAAGAAAAUUGAGAGAGAGGGAAUCAAACCUGUAUAGAAGGUGAAGUUGCAUCAGCCUGUUAAAGAAAUAAAUUUGUGUAGGUAGAUGUCAAAGGAAAACAAAAUCACCAAAUAUUGAGAUUGUAUUGAUAGCAUGUAAUUCAAUUUAAAUGAUUUAAAAAGUUUGACCAUGGAUAAUUAGGAAAGAAAUCUGAAGCCCAUUAUGACAUGAAGUGCAAUAUGAGAAAGAAAGGGAAAAUCAGUGCAAGUAAUAGCAUUUAAUACUGACAAAUCAUCCUAAGGCUGAUUAGUACAAUUACAUAAGAAUUAUAACAAUUGUUUGUAACAUCAUCCUGAUUACUGCAAUCACAGUGAAUUACAAGCAUUGCUUGUACCUUAUAAUACUUGAUUACUGGAAUGACAGAAGACUACAUAAUUCCAUGUACUGUCCAAACCGGGUUACUAUAACGCAUAAGAAUUUGAGCAACUCCAUACACUGCCCAAUACCCGCACAUUAAUUGAUUUUUGUGAUCCCUGAUGGCAAAAUCUCCCCCCCCUGGAUUUCACUUGCCAAAUUCAACAGGUUUGAAUUUGAACAACUAUUUCAAGUUUCUCUCUCUUAAUCAAUGACAUUCUUCCAAAGCAACGCAACAACUUUCUUUCGCCAGAGCAAUGCCACCAAACUGCCUACUCAUGAUAUUAAUUUUCUUUUCAAAAUAUUGAAAGCAUACAAGGUCUCGUGUGAGGGGCCACUGCAUGUCUUCCAUCUUGCACAAAAUCCGCGUUUUGACUUUGUUACCUGUCCCACAUAAAACAACCCCUUGGCAUAUUUUCUGCAGUUUGUUUUACAAAGUUCUCUAAGAAAUUAACAUUCUGUUCAAAAGCUUGAAUUUUAGGCUUCUUCAAGAAAAUGGCUGCUUCAAGCUCGCAGGAGAGAACCGGAAUUCCUUUUAGUGAUUUAGAUCCAUCUGUGGUGGAGUGGUUGAAGAAAGAACUUAUCGAAGGGGGGAAUGGGCUUCUGAAACCCUGUGGUUCUACAGAGGAGCUUCUGAGUAAACUUGAUGAAUUUGAGGAUCUUUUAUCACAUAUGGUUCAAAAUUUUAAGAACCUGGUGGAAGUGGAGCUUCAACCAGCAAAAGAAGCACUAAUUGCCGGUGAACUUAUGAGGCAUGCUGAAAUGGAUGUUAGAGUUUCAGCAGCCUCUUGUAUUAGUGAGAUUAUAAGAAUAACAGCACCUGAUGAACCAUAUGCGGAAGACCAAAUGAAGGAAUUCUUUCAGCUAGCUAAUAGUGCUUUCGAGAAAUUGGCUUGCAUGUCUGGCCGAGCCUAUUCAAAAGCUGUAUCAAUCCUUCAAACUAUUUCAUAUAGCCGGUCAUGUGUUGUGAUGCUGGAUCUUGAGUUGUAUGACAUUGUUCAACAAAUGUUUCAUCUGUUCCUAGAUGGCAUAAGAGCCAGCCACUCUGAUGUCAUAUUCUCAAACAUGGAGAAUAUCAUGACGGUGGUCAUUCGUAGCAGUGGGGACUCUGAUGAAUUGUCAUUGGAGCUAGUUAAAAUCCUUCUGGCUAGGUUAAAGAAGGAAAAUCAUAAUGUUUCUCCAGUUGCCAUGCAGUUGGCAGAAAAAACAUUUAGGAACUGCUCUGAUGACAUUAAAACAUAUCUUCCUGAAGCCGUGCAAUGUUUGGGGAAUCCUGUUGAGGAUUAUGCUGAAGUAGUUGCAUCAUUAUUCCAGGAGGCGACCCAAAGGGAAAACAUGGGCUCUGAAGAUAUUGGAAUAGACGCAUCAUGUCAUGAGGAAGCUGGUAUAGCCGUAGAAGGUGGUUUGUCUAAUUCAGCAGAGGAUAAUAAAACUGAAAAUUUGACAGUUGAUGAGAAUUUGAAUGAAAAUCGACAGACAACAGCACAUGUUUGUGCCGAACCUGAACAUUUAGGCAGCCCAAAACAAAUACAACAAGAACCGGAAUCAGACAACGUUCCUAUUCCCGAGAAAAGGAGUCGAAAACCAAACUCUUUAAUAAAACCAGAGGAGGGAUAUGAUCCUUUUUGGAUGUUCUGCAAAUGGACGUCAGUGGAGGGUUCUCAUUGCAGGAGACACAGGAGGAAAAGACAGCGCCAUCCACUAAAAACUAUGAUCUCCAAGGAGUCAAAUUUGUCAUCCAGCCCUGAUGGGGAACAGUCAAGUGGCCCCAUUUCUGGAAAGGCUAAUACGAUCAAGAAACAGUCUGAAAAAGGAUCUCUAGCCAAGAUACCUCCUGAAGAAAAAAGUAGAGGAGUGACCGUGGUUUCGGAGGAUGUAACAAGAGAUAUCAUUGUGAAGACACCAACGUCCUCAUCUAGUCCUAUAUCAUCAAAAGGGGAAGCUCUACCUCGGAAAGUAUCUAACUCACAACACAAGAAGAGGAAGAGUACUGCAGCUAAGAAAGAGGCUUCCAAGGUGAAGGAUGUGAGCAGAUGUUUAGGUGAAGAGCUGGUUGGCUGCAAGCUAGAGGUUUGGUGGCCAUUGGAUGGGGUGUUCUAUGAAGGAAAAGUGACAUCUUUUGACCAUUUGAAUAAAAUGCAUCGGGUUGACUAUACUGAUGGUCAACAUGAAAUCUUAGACCUCACAAAGGAAUGCUGGCAGCUGCUACGCGACGACAAUUUGUCCGGUCAUGAGGAGAAGAUUGUUGCAGCUCCUAGCGCCUCAACAGAGACACCUUGGUCAAACUUUGCUUCUUUACGUUUAAAUGAUCGUGGAAAAAAGUUGUCUCAUCGUUCAAAAAGGAAAAAGAAGGUUGCUGGUGGAUCUAACCGGAUGAAUCCCUGCUAAAUCAAAUUUGAUAUUUACUGAUGUUCAGGUUGCUGGUGAAUCUCUUUUCAGGUCGAAUUGAUAUUUACCGACGUUUGGUGUAGAACAUCGUAUCAUAAUCUCAAAUUAGUUAUGUGCUUUGUGAAGAAUGAAUCUCUUAACCUUGAACGCUUUGAAUAGUUUUACUUUGAGACAUGACGUGAAAUUAUUAACUAGAA